CUCAUCGUGGCCGUGACCGUGCUGGCUGCCGUGGUGUUCAAGAAAGUCGACUCCAUCUCCAACGACAUCAGCUCAGCCCAGACCUAUUAUGAGAAGAAAAUUGUGUCCAUCCAGGAGGACCUCCAGGGGCUGGAUGAGAAGACCUCGGGGAACUGCUCCCUCUGCCACGAGACAGAACAGCUGGGCCAGGAGAUCACCAAGCUGCAGGGCGAGCUGGAGAAUAUCCAGAAGAUGCUUUUGGUUCAAGAAGUCCUGCUUGACCAGACCUCCCAGACCCACGACCAGCUCUCAUCCGCCAGCAACGAGAUCACCAGCGAGGUGGACAACUGCUCCUUCUCCAUCCGACAGGUCAACGAGAGCUUAGGGCAGCUCCUGGCCCAGGUCGGCGGCUGGCGGGUGGUCACCUCCCAGCUGGAGAGCUCUCUCAAGGGCUUGGCCCAGGAGCGCUACGAUGUCCGAGCAGCCAUGCAGCAGAUGAACUUCACCCUGGGGCAGACCUCCGACUGGAUCCAGGUCGUCCAGAGGAAGACGGACGAGGAGACGCUGACGCUGCAGAAGGUGAUGGGGCUGCAGCUGCAGCUGGACAACAUCUCCUCCUUCCUGGAUGACCACGAGGAGAACAUGAACGACCUGCGCUACCACAGCAGGUACACGCAGAACCGCACGGCCGAGCGCUUUGAGACCCUGGAAGGCCGCAUGACGUCCCACGAGAUCGAGAUCAGCACCAUCUUUGCCAACAUCAAUGCCACCGACAGCCACGUCCACAGCAUGCUGCGCUACCUGGAUGACGUGCGGCUCUCCUGCACCCUGGGCUUCCACACCCACGCCGAGGAGCUCUACUACCUGAACAAGUCCCUCAGCCUGGUCCAGGGCACCACGGACCUCCUGCGGGAGCGUUACAGCCUGCUCAGCGCCCGGCUGGACUUUGACAUCCGCAACUUGUCCAUGGUCAUGGAGGAGAUGAAGGUGGUGGACGUCCGGCACGGGGAGAUGCUGAAGAACAUCACCAUCUUACGAG
This is a messenger RNA of Leptosomus discolor (cuckoo roller), 1018 nucleotides long. The record is from RefSeq and is a predicted model, not a curated record. Lineage: Eukaryota; Metazoa; Chordata; Aves; Leptosomiformes; Leptosomidae.